This is a messenger RNA of Cylicocyclus nassatus, 3825 nucleotides long. The record is from the annotation of a GenBank genome assembly. NCBI's taxonomy places the organism in Eukaryota, Metazoa, Nematoda, Chromadorea, Rhabditida, Strongylidae.
AGGUUCCCAGUCCUUGCAUCUUCCCAUAAAGUAGUAGCAUUAUCGUUGCCAAAAAAAUAUCGCGGACGAUUGCCUGUCCAGAACCAUGGCAGAUGUGAAUCCGCUAGCGAAAGAAUGGGAAAAAUGCGGUCUGACUUUGCGUGAUUAUCAGAAGGAAGGAGUGGAGGUAAUGGAUUCUUGGUAUCAAGCUGGACAUGGUGGUAUCAAUGGCGAUGAGAUGGGUUUGGGCAAAACAUGUCAGGCUAUCGUAGAGAUGCUGCGGUUGAAAACAGAUGGUAAAGGCCCUUUCCUGGUCGUCUGUCCGCUUUCUGUAGCAGAUCAUUGGGUUUCUGAAGUCAAGAGAUUCUCCUGCGAGACACUGGAUCCCAUUUCUUAUUUUGGUUUCGAACAGGCUCGUCAAGACGUUAUGAAACAGUUGGGCAAACUUAAGAAAAAUAUGGUCUUCAUCGUCCCUUAUCAUAUCCUUCGACGGGAUGCUGAACUUAUAAAGAAGCUUCAAGAUAAAUCAAAGCUUUCGUUCAAUGUCAUAGUUGUGGAUGAGGCUCAUAACAUAAAGAAUUCUGAAUCACAGAUAGCUGAGACAUUGAAACCGUAUAAGCGUGAUGGCUGGUUCCUUUUGAUGACUGGAACACCGAUUCAAAAUCAUCUCGGCGAGCUGUACUCUUUGCUUACUUUUGUUGACUCGAAGCAGUUUAAAGACAACAUGAGGUCAAAGAAGUACUUUAUGGACAAAUACAAAGAUGAUGCCAAUCUGCCAGAAUUGAAAAAGAUCCUGUCGAAAUAUCUCAUUAGACGUACAAAAGACGUUGUGUGCAAGGAGCUGCCCGCUUGUGACCAAGUUGUCAUCUAUCACAACAUCACCGAUUUGCAGAAACGUCUGUACUUGGAUAUUAUAGCAAGGGAUCGAGAGGGUCUGCUUUCCGUCACUGAACGUGAUACCAUAUCUCUCACCAAUCUCCACAUGCAACUGAGGAAAUGCGUCUCACAUCCAUACCUUUUCAAAGGAGUCGAGCCACAACCAUUCGUAGAAGGCGAACACAUUGUAGAAGCUAGUGGAAAAUUCCAGGUUUUUGAUCGGCUUCUUCGAUACCUGAAGGAAAAGAAACAUAAAUGUCUUGUGUUCUCACAGUUUGUGAUCGUCUUAGAUAUCAUACAAGAUUUUCUGAACCUCAGGGGUUACAACUAUGAGCGGCUCGACGGCAGUGUACGAGCUGAAGAACGAUUCGAAGCAAUCAAUAAUUUUCAGCGGACAACUAAGAGGAAUAAGAAAGAAGCCGACGAUGAUGGUCCAUGGUGUUUUCUCCUCUCUACAAAGGCUGGAGGCGUUGGUCUCAAUCUCAGUGCUGCUGAUACUGUGAUAUUCUUGGAUGCUGAUUGGAAUCCACAAAACGACAUCCAAGCGAUGGCGCGAUGCCAUAGGAUUGGACAAUCCAAACCGGUUCGUGUGAUACGUCUUAUUGGACGCUAUACCAUCGAACAACACAUGCAUGCUCGUAUCCGGGAGAAGGUUAAGUUUACGGAUAAGGUGAUGGGAAAUGACAUAACGAAACUGACGGCUGUAGAUCUACUGGCAAUGAUCAAGCAAAGUUUGGGAACGCUCAAAGAGCAGACAUACAAGAAGUACGAGCUGUCUGAUAAGGAAUUGGAGAGUGUCAUUGGUGAAACGAACGCUAAAGGCGAGUGGCUACCACUGACGGAGAAAGAGAAUCAGGUUGCUGACGUCCUACGUCUUGAUCCGGACGAAGUUGACAAACGAGACACGGACUACAACGACUAUCUUGUCUUUGAAGGUCGUCGUUAUCGUGUCUCUGCUAAGGAUGAAGCUGCAUUUGAAGAGUUGCAGAACAAGACUGAAGAGAGACUGCGGCAGGGGAGACGUCGUCGUUUCGAAGGUAGUGAAAACAUGAGCGAUCUUGAUGAAGACAAUAAAAAGCUCUCCGAUCUCGCCAUCUCUGAGAAACGCAAAAAAGCUGCUCAAGCAAAAAGAGAUGCUAUGUGGAAAGCGAAUGACUAUGCUUCUGAAAACCUGUUGUUGCCUUCAGUUGAUGAUCAGCGGAGUGUUGAGAGCGAAGUGGAGGAGGUUGCACCACUGCAUUUUGUCUACGGCGAUGUUACAAGGCCUCAAAGAGCAAAAGAUGACCAUUCAUCCUAUCAAGUCAUUGUUCACUGUGUUGACAACAGCGGUGUCUUUGGAAAUCGAGGAAUUUUUGGUGCAUUGAGAGCAAAGGAUCCAUCGGUUGCUGACAGAUACGAGUUGAUCUCACGUAUGGGAGAUAUGCAUAUGGGUGAUGCUCACUUAAUAAGUGAUGUAAAAGAAUUGCGAGAUAGAGCAGACAACAACGACGAACCGUCUACUUCUGCAGAUCUCAAGGAAGCAGUUGUACUAUGCGUGGUGCAAAGCAAGAAGCGAAGGGGCGAGAUUCGACCUGCAAUCUUGGAACAGUGUCUCAUACGCAUUGGAGAAUAUGCUCGUAACAAUGAUGCCAGUGUACACAUGGCAAGAAUAGGACAUGGAACCUCCCUCAGCUGGUAUAACGUGGAACGUCUCAUCAAACAACACAUUAGUAAUCUUGGAGUGCCUACGUAUAUUUACUACUUCGCCAGACCUCAGCGACAGCCAUCGUCACCGUCACCUCCACCUCAGCAAACACCGUCUACCAAAAAGCGACCGAAAUCAUCUCCAGCAGGACCAAGUAAGCGAGCAAAAACGGAGACUGAUUUUGGCGAUGAUGUUAUUGUCGAUGAGGAAAUGGAAAGUGAAGAGAAUAUGUCUCCAAUCCAAGAAAAGCAGGCGAUUACAUCGAAACGAAAGACUAGAAGUGAUCAGGCAGAAAAGGAUCCCGCAGAUGUUCAUAUCCAAGAGGAAGAUAAGGAUGACCAAGAAGAGAAGCCAGUUCCAACAAAUGAGUUGAAGCUGUCGCCACGCAAGCUGAGAAGAAGGACAAAAGCAAAAAAGGAUUCCGGCGAUGUCACCAAGGAUGUCAUAGAAGAUGACGAAGAAGAGUCAUCAGAUAGCGAACCUGUUUCUAGUAGCGAAAGUGAGCAUGACUGGAGUGAGGAGGAUGAAGAGGUCGAAGAAGAGGACGAAGACUUGAGUGAAGAUGAUGUCAGCUCAUCCGAUGAGGAGGUCGAAGAGGAUGAAGAGCCUGAUGACUUGGAGGAUACUCCCAAACCCCGCCGUCAACAACGCAGUGUGAGCAAACCAACCCGUCAAAAGACCUCUGUUACGGAGUCCAGUGAGCGCAACAUAGACAGCCCAAGAGGCGGUUACCGUACACCCGACAAUGCAGCUUUGUUCACCAAUGUGGCUAUCUCCCUUUAUGGUCUUGAGAAGGAUACUAUUGACAAGCUAUCGGACAUCAUUGUAAAGGGAGAGGGUUAUCCAAUAACUGAAGAGAAUGAGCUCAAAGACGCUACCCACGCAGUGGUCAGCCCUGAAAUGGCAGCCGAUGCAAGGAAAUUCGAGGAGUUCCGUGAUCGCUUUGAUUUAAAUUGCGAUUUUGUCAAAGAAAAUUGGAUCACUGACAGCUUCAAUGCUGGAAAAAAGCUGGAUCCCGUAUUUUACGAGUUAUAGAUCUCUGUACAUUACUUGUGAAUACAUUAAUUUUUUUGUUAAAAUCAUCGCGUCAUUUUCCAUGAUAUCAACUCGGGAAUUUUUUGCAUCUUCAUCUCAUUAAUACAAAUUUUUGUAAAUACUUGCAUUGUGGGCUAAGUCAUAAUCAAAAGAUUGCCAGCUCUCGAAAAAUCAUUCGUUGAUGCUUGCUUGGAUAUAUCGCAUUAAUUUCAUCUCCACAUUAAUUAAAGGCGGAGACAUUCGGUGAUUUG